Molecule: messenger RNA, 774 nt
Organism: Olea europaea var. sylvestris
Lineage: Eukaryota; Viridiplantae; Streptophyta; Magnoliopsida; Lamiales; Oleaceae
Product: F-box protein SKIP27-like
Exons: 3
Coding region: 83-586 (167 amino acids)
Molecular function (GO): protein binding
Source: RefSeq, a predicted model, not a curated record
AUUUGAACAUUUCAAUUUGGGUUUUGGUUUUUUUUGGAUAAUCUGAUUGUGCUUGUAAAGAGAGAAAGAAUAGCAACAAAAAAUGGUGUUGGGGAAGAAAUGUGAGUCAAUUGUGAAUAGAGCAAAUGAAGGGUAUGGGGUGGGACUGGUGAGGAGUACAUCGUUUGGGAGGAAAAGGGUUGCUUUGUCUAAUAUUAAUUUGGAGUUUGAUGGUCAUAAUGUUUAUAAUCUCACCACACUGACAAAGAGACAGUGCUAUGAAAAUUCAAUUCUCUGUUCAGACAAGUAUGUUCUUGAAGCCCUGCCUCAGGACGUUCUGAUUAGGAUAUUGUGUGGUGUCGAGCAUGAUGAUUUGAAGAGGUUGGUUUUAGUAUCAAAAUCAAUAAGAGAUGCAACUCUGAACCUUGCGUAUAGUACUCCAAGGAAGACCGUUGGGUUCCAGAACGUGGAGGACAUGCGUGAGUUCAAUGACAUUAAGGAUCCUAAUGCUCCAAAGCAGUCUAGGGUUCCAAGGUGUCGAUUGAGUUCAAAGAAACUAGCUGCCAUCUCAGUGGCCUUGUUCGCUUCUGGUAGCGAAGACAAUUAGCCACGAAAAGAAUUAAUGGCAAUGGAAACAGAGAGAUGAAAUUGAGGGUUAUGUAUAGUAUAGGCAUGCAAUGUUAUAGUUGUUGCAGAAAUAGUACAUCACCCCUCUGUUUUGAUAAAGAUCUUCUGAUUUAUUUGAAUGAAUCUAAUAACAUAUUCCUCUAUAGCUUGGAAGUUCAAAUGUCUUAA